CCGAAAAAAAUCUUUUUUCUUAAAGUGGUUUAAACGAGAGUUUCUUACACGUGCUGAUCAAAAUAACGAGUGCUUCUUUUUGUGAUGUUUAAAUUUAAAGUUUGUAUUAUCUUGGAAUAUUGAGGAACAUUCAACGAAUUGUUUAAAUAAUAUUAAAUGAUAUUAAUUAUUUAAUUUUAAACUAUUGCAAAUAAAUACGAAUCACGUGGUCUUAAAUGGGACUUUUGGAGACGGCUUUGCAUCUUCGCACAAACAAAUUUGCAAUCCACAAAAAAGACAGACUUUCAUUCCAGAGAGUAAACAAUACUAUCAUUGGUAAAAAAUGUCCAAGUAAUUAUAUAAAUCUUGGAAACUUGAUUUUGAGCGCAUUUACAAAUAGACCGAAAUUCAUUGGCCAGAUAGAUGCGGAAACGGGAGAAGAAAUUACAUUCCAUCAGAUGAGGGAGGAAAGUGUGAAGUUAGCAUUAUGGCUAAAAAAACGAGGUAUUAAAAAAGAGGACAGAGUAACGAUAUGCACAUGCAAUCAAAUGCUCGCCUACGUGCCGUUUUUGGCAUGCAUUUAUCUCAACCUUGUUGUAUUUCCUUGGGACACCGUUUAUAUAAAAAACAUUAUGAGAACUCUUUAUUUUUUAAUGGAAUCUAAGCCAGACGUAAUCUUUAUUGACGAUGAAAUUAUUGCGGAAUUCGAAAUGGCUUUAAUAAUUGCACGACUACACGACAAGAUGCGAAUUUUUCCAAAAAUAAUAAUUCUUGAUAAGAAAUCUGGCCUAACAAAAGGAUAUGACUCUCUCGGUUCAAUUUUGAACAGCGAGUUUGAUCAAUUUGAUAUCGAUAUGUUUACGUGCGCAAAACAUAGUGAAAAGGAAAGAAUAAUAACAAUGUAUUCUUCGAAUACGGCCAAUUAUCCUGGCGAGGCGUACAUUUGUUACGGAGCGUUCUUGGCUCCAUCGAACAACCAAACACCAGUUAUGAAAUCGGACGACAUUGGCCUUUGGUACGAAUCUCUAAAUUGGACUCACAGUCUGCUAUUGACUAUUCGUUGUAUACUUUAUUAUGUGACAGCGAUCAAAGCAUCCACGUUCAGUCACGAAAAUUUAUGCCAAAUAGUAGAUAAAUAUAAGGUAACGUGGGUGUUUCUUAAAACCAAUAUGUGCAAUAAAUUAUCUGAUACCAAUAUCUUUAAAAAAUAUAAACUCUUUUCCUUAAAAAAAGUGCUAUUUGGUGAUACAGCAAUUAGACGCGACAUUCAUGAAAAUCUUAUCAAAUCGUUACCGAACGCAUCUAUCAUUCAAGUAUAUUGUCUUUCGGAAACAGGUGUGAUCGCUUAUCAACGACAUACCGGUAAGAUCGGAUCCAGUGGUCACGUGAGUAAUAAUAUUCAAUUAAUGUUUAUUAAUUCAAAAACAAGACAACCUGUCGGUCCAUAUACACAUGGCGAAAUCUGGUGCCAAAGUCCAAUCAAGUUGGGAGGUUUUGACAGAGUAAAAAAGUUACAGAGUAAAUACGACGCGAAACGUUCGUGUGAAGGAUGGUAUUAUACCGGAGACGUGGGCUACUUUAACGAAAACGGUGAGAUUUUUGUCAUCGGUAAAUUGAGAGAUAUUAUUCAAUUUGAUGGUAGUAGUAUUGUGCCGACAAAAAUCGAGGAUGUAUUACAACGUCAUCCAGCUGUAUCUGAAGCUGCCGUGGUUGGUAUAAAGGAUGAAGUCGUCGGCCAGCUUCCAACGGCAUUUGUUACAAAAAUGCCAGGAGCAAAGAUAACGAAAGAAGAGUUGAUGGAAUAUGUGGAAGAUAAUAUGGCUGGAUAUUAUGUCCUUCGUGGGGGACUGCGCUUCCUUAAAAGCAAAAUGCCAUAUCUUCCCAAUGGAAGAAUCGAUCGAUUGAGGGUUAAACAUAUGCCAUGUGAAAGUGAUGAAGAUGAAGAUUACGAUGAAGAUUACGAGUAAGCCUUACAUUUUAUGAUUAUCAAAAGUAUACAUCACAUAUCAAUUAGCAAUAAGAUAUAUAAAAUGUUAAUUAUUUAUUACAAAAAUUUAUGUGUCAUUUAAUUAUAUUAUCAAAACUUCAAAUUUAAAUUAAAUUUAAAAUUCUAUUAAAUUUUAUUUAAUUAACCAUAAUAAAAUUAAUCAAAAAAUGUAUAUUGUUAUUUGUUCGUUCUCCGAUUCAUA
Molecule: messenger RNA, 2168 nt
Organism: Cataglyphis hispanica
Lineage: Eukaryota; Metazoa; Arthropoda; Insecta; Hymenoptera; Formicidae
Product: luciferin 4-monooxygenase-like
Exons: 8
Coding region: 216-1946 (576 amino acids)
Biological process (GO): fatty-acyl-CoA biosynthetic process; long-chain fatty acid metabolic process
Molecular function (GO): long-chain fatty acid-CoA ligase activity
Source: RefSeq, a predicted model, not a curated record